AUGUGCAGGGCUGCAUGGAGCCUUCCUUGCCCUGUGCAGUGGGAUUCUGACUCCCAACAUCCUUCACCUCUGCCUUUGCAGCAGCUUCCUAGCUCUUCUCCCUGUUUCCACACUUGCCUCCCUCAGGACAACCUCCUCACCCGGCCCGGUAACAUCCCUGAUGUUCGCAUCUGCCUCAAAUCCUGCAGGGAUGGGCUGAUGCUGGCAAGGCAGCCAAGGCCACUCCUGGCAGAUGACAUUAGAGCCCCAGAUGACCACUCCCAGUGCUUCUGUGCUUCGACACUGCCUCCAAAACCAUUCUCGCAACAACUGCCCGGCUCUUCUCGAAUUUCUAAUCACUUAUUUCUGCCUGCAAAGCUUCUUUCGUCCCUCAAAAUGCAGCUUAAAUGUCACUUUGAAAGACAAUUCUGUUAUAAUCUGCAAGGCAAGUUUCUGCCAUCAUCUUGGCAAUUAGGAUAA
Messenger RNA from Rangifer tarandus platyrhynchus (Svalbard reindeer), 459 nucleotides. NCBI's taxonomy places the organism in Eukaryota, Metazoa, Chordata, Mammalia, Artiodactyla, Cervidae. The record is from the annotation of a GenBank genome assembly.